GUGGUUUCCGGCGCCUAUAGUCCCCCGUGGCCUGGCAUCGGCUGCAGAAGCAAGUCCUCGACGCCGACCUUCCUACCCCUCCUCCUCCAGCGUCAAGGGCCAGCGCAACCCCCGCCGAAGGAACCCUGAAGUGCGUGCGUGCGUGUGGGGGGAAAACCAGGGGACGAGAGGGAAUCCGUGGUGCGAGGGCGUCGUCGUGAGCAUGACCAUGAUCUCCAAGGGCACACUGGGCAUCUGCGCGGGCGUCGCCGGGGCACUGUUCCUCGGGUACUGCAUCUACUUCGACCAGAGGAGGAGGAGCGACCCCGAGUUCAAGAAAAAGCUCAGGGAGAGGCGUCGUAAGACAGCCAAGAGCAGCGCAGCAGGUGGCAAGUCAGUCAACUGGCCAAACCUCAAGGAUCAGGAGGCUGUGCAGAAGUUCUUCCUCGCACAGGUCCAGGCUGGAGAAGAGUUGUUGGCACAGGGUGAGGUGGAGGCGGGCGUGGAGCACCUGAGCAGGGCUGUGGCAGUGUGUGGGCAGCCUCAACAGCUCCUGCAGGUCCUACAGCAGACUCUCCCCCCUCAGGUCUUCCAGAUGCUCCUUCAGAAGCUGCCAGCAGUUGGGGAGAGCAUCCUACAAGCAGCUGGAGGGCCCAAAGUGAGCGAGGAAGAUGUUGAAUGAAGGCCAAGGCAGCAGUGUUUAAUUUAAGGCACCCUCUCCCCUCCUUCCUUCAGAAGUGUCUCCAUGUCUGGAAGUGUCUUUAAAGGGAGAACACCCCAUUGAACUCCCCCCCCCUCAUCCCCUCCCCCAUACCCUUCAUCAUGUACUCCCAAAGAUUGUGAUACUGUUAGUGGCGUACACACACACACGUACACACACAAGGACACGAGGUUGGACUUCUAGCUUAAAUAUCAGUAGAAGAUUAAGAGAAUGUUUGUGUUGCAUUAUGCUCUGCUGCGAUCAGGGAUGCCCAAAGCCUGUGAGUGCACAGGUGUCUUGGCAUAAAUACCAUGGUACAAAAAUGGGAAAGAGGAAAAACUGGAAAUUGUGUAGUGGACCGUGUGUGUGGUCUCGCAACAUGCUUGGAUGAUUAUGAUUACAUUCAGUUUCUCAUACAUUAUUUAUGAAAAUGUAGAUGUAAUGUAGUUAUUGUCACUUGACUUUUUCCUUAUUGAUUUUUGGCUUGAUAGUUCUUUCAUUUUGGAUGCUAUUAUCAUUAUUAUUAUUAUUGUGUGUUUUUACUAUAUAUAUUUUUAAUAUAUAUAUAAUUUCUCCCCUCUUUUUUUUUUUUUUUUUUUUUUUUUUUACAUGUUUUCUAGUAAUUUUGAGUUCCAUUUAAGAACUUCAUCUCAUGUGCAUAAUUUAUCAUAUCACAACAUCGGGAUUGUUGGCCAUAUGUAUAGUUGUUCCACCAGAUAAUGCAGGCAGAACAGUCUGAAAUGUGAUUUGAAUAGAAAUCUAGAAUAUGUUCCCUUUUUUUUUUUUCUUUCUUUCUUUUUAUAUUAAAGUUGUUUCUUCCAUCCCAUAUCUCUGCUUUCCCAUUUAUUUUUUCUAAAGAACAGUUAUACAACAUCUUUUACGUUCUCCUCAGAUCCUCUCCCCUCUUCUUGUCACACUCCCCCCCCCCCACCCCCCAUGUUCACCACUUCACCGGAAAUGUUUGUGUUCAGCCAGUUUUUUUAUUUUUCUUUCUUUCCUUCUCCUCUUGUAGAAAGCAGCAGUAGCUUCAGAUAACACAAAACACACCCCUAUGGCUCUCGGGUAUCAUUGGCGGGUCAACUUGUGUGUAUGAACAAAGAGCCGUUUUUCCUAUUCUCAUUUUUUGUAUUAUUAUUAUUAAUUAUUAUUAUUAAUUAUUAUUAUUAAUUAUUAUUAUUAAUUAUUAUUAUUAAUUAUUAUUAUUAAUUAUUAUUAUUAAUUAUUAUUAUUAUUAUUAUUAUUAUUAUUAUUAUUAUUGUUGUUGUUGUUGUAUAACUGGCGAAGGUGAGGAUUUUUACAUGGAUUUUCAUUGUUGCUAUCAAACCUUGUUACUGUAUGUGUCUGUAUAUACAAUUUGUUCUUUUCUUUUAAUUAUACGAUGACUCUUUCAAAACCACAAGACCGCCAUGCUGUCGGGUAUACUGUUCCUUCAGCCAUACACAAGGGGUACCUAGGUCCUUCACAUUGUGAUUGUGUGUAUUUCUGUUGAUGUUGGAAAGAAUGAUUUCUUCUAAUUAUGUAUGUAUUUUCUUUUUUUCUUUUUAGUAGCUUUCUACUUAACAAAAAAAAAAAGAGAGAGAGACAGAGCGAGUGUGUGUUAAUGUAAACUCCCGGAGCUUUAAAUGAAUGCUUGUGUAAGAGGAACAUUCGAGGCAAAGUGUAUUUUUUCGUAUUGCGAGCACAAACUUUGUUUUCGUCCCCAUUGGGUAUUUCUUAUUAUAAAAUCUAGAUAACAAAUACAUAUACCAUGGUAUUCAUGGUGUUUCAUCAGCCACACACUGCCCAGUCAUUUUCAGUUUUGUUGAAGUGGAGAAAAUCCUUUUAUUGAUUUCUUAUUUGGUUAUUUAUAUUUAUUUAUUUAUUUAUUAUUUAUUCACUUUUACCCAGUCUCUAUGUGGUUGUACAGCUGGACUAAUCAAGUCUGAAAAUGAUUUUCAUGAUGUAUGGAACUUGUGACUUCUCUGGGGCUAAUAACCAUCCAAGAAUGGCUUUAACAUGUCAUUAAACAACCAAAUUCCAGCUCAGUCUGCAUAUCCUUUUUCUGUUUUAUUCAAGUAACAGAACACAUAUUUUGGAACAGUAUCAUCUUCAUGCUAGAGUGGAUGACUCCCCAUGUCUCACAGCAUCAGGAUGUAUACUGUUCCUGCUGUGUGUUAUUUCAAUAAGAUACCAGGGUAGAAAAUAUCCCAUGUACAUUAUGUACUAUAAGCCAUAUAUUAUGUAUGUGGUGCAUCAGUGUUUAUUUUAUUUUUAUAAUUAUCAAAACUUUUUUUCUCCUUUUUUUUUAUUGUGUUCCUCGUGAGGUACGGUGGAACACAAACUCACUGGGAGCAACAUGAAAGAUUUAUAUAACAUAAAUGCAGUGUAAAAAAAAAUAUAUCUGUGAACACUCUCAGUGGUGUUAAAAAUCGGAUUUCUGUAAAUACUAGUGCACUAUGUUUAAGGAAAAUAAAAAGUUUUCUGUA
Messenger RNA from Penaeus monodon (black tiger shrimp), 3144 nucleotides. It is a transcript of the gene Tom20, whose product is annotated as mitochondrial import receptor subunit TOM20 homolog. The coding region runs from base 203 to 661 and encodes 152 amino acids. Lineage: Eukaryota; Metazoa; Arthropoda; Malacostraca; Decapoda; Penaeidae. The record is from RefSeq and is a predicted model, not a curated record. Gene Ontology annotation, cellular component: mitochondrial outer membrane translocase complex; mitochondrial outer membrane. Gene Ontology annotation, biological process: protein targeting; protein import into mitochondrial matrix; tRNA import into mitochondrion. Gene Ontology annotation, molecular function: transmembrane protein transporter activity. The transcript is spliced from 4 exons.